GAUUUAUUAGUGAUAAAUCAUCAAAAUGAAGUGGACAUGGUUACUGCCGUUGCUCUUAGUGGCCCUAGCUGCUUCUCAGGAUGAGUCAGUGGAGGAAGAGUUGUCUUUAGCUGAGAAUUGUGACCAAGAGGCAUGCCAGCUUCCCAACUGCAGAUGUUCGAGCACGGAUAUCCCUGGGAACCUCCAAGCGAGGGACACCCCACAGUUCGUCCUCUUCACUUUCGACGAUGCCAUCAACGUCCUCAACAUCGAAACCUACCGAAGCCUCCUCGACAAUCGUAGGAACAUCAACCAAUGUCCCGUCGGAACCACGUACUACGUCAGCCACGAAUACACUAACUACCAACUGGUGAAUGAACUCUACAACAAGGGUCAAGAGAUCGCCCUUCACUCCAUCUCCCACAGAACCCCUCAGACUUACUGGCAAGAAGCUGAUGUCGAGGUGAUGAGAAGGGAAUUUGGAGACCAAAGGCAGCAGAUCGCUCACUUUGCUAAUAUUCCCACAGACGCUGUAAAAGGUGUCCGCAUGCCUUUCCUCCAAAUGACUGGAAACGCGACAUUCCAAAUGAUGACCGAGUUUGGUCUUGAGUAUGACUGCUCUUGGCCAACUGUUACCUACAUCGACCCUGGUCUGUGGCCUUACACCCUGGACUACGCGUCGAUCCAGGACUGUGUGGUGCCUCCUUGUCCCUCUGCUUCCAUUCCUGGGAAGUGGGUUCUACCAAUGGUGACAUGGCGUGACUUGAACGGAUCUCCCUGUGCUAUGGUCGAUGGAUGCUUUGCCGUUCCUCCACUGAACGACGAGGACGCCUGGUUCCAAUUCAUCGUCAGCAACUUCGAGAGGCACUACCUCGGCAACCGAGCACCCUUCGGCUUCUUCAUCCACGAGUGGUACCUGGCCACCAACCAGGCUGUCUUGAGAGCCACUGUCAGGUUCAUGGACAUGUUGAACAACCUGCACGACGUUUUUAUGGUGAACUCCGCCGACGUCAUCGACUGGGUGAAGAACCCAAUCCCAGUGGAUGAGUACGUCAAGCAGCCAUGCAAGACCAUCCAGUCCAGCCAGUGCUCGGCUACCAGCUGUGGACCUUUGCAUUCUGUGCAUAACUCGAUGGAUUAUUGGAUGCAGAUCUGUACCUCAUGCCCUCAAUCGUACCCAUGGAUCGACAACCCUCUUGGACAAAAUUAAUGCAUCAACAACAAUAAUAAUAAUAAUUGUACAUAAUAAUUAUAAUAAUUUAUUACCUACCUCAAUAAAAUAAACAUACUUUAAAUACUA
Messenger RNA from Ostrinia furnacalis (Asian corn borer), 1279 nucleotides. RefSeq lists its product as uncharacterized. Bases 26 to 1189 code for a protein of 387 amino acids. The record is from RefSeq and is a predicted model, not a curated record. Gene Ontology annotation, molecular function: hydrolase activity, acting on carbon-nitrogen (but not peptide) bonds. The transcript has 6 exons. Gene Ontology annotation, biological process: carbohydrate metabolic process. Lineage: Eukaryota; Metazoa; Arthropoda; Insecta; Lepidoptera; Crambidae.